Molecule: messenger RNA, 1697 nt
Organism: Mixia osmundae IAM 14324
Lineage: Eukaryota; Fungi; Basidiomycota; Mixiomycetes; Mixiales; Mixiaceae
Exons: 13
Coding region: 1-1467 (488 amino acids)
Biological process (GO): fructose metabolic process; fructose 2,6-bisphosphate metabolic process
Cellular component (GO): cytosol
Molecular function (GO): ATP binding; fructose-2,6-bisphosphate 2-phosphatase activity; 6-phosphofructo-2-kinase activity
Source: RefSeq, a predicted model, not a curated record
AUGGCAGCGCCGCUCUAUAGCACAGAAUCAGGACUGCUCUGGCACGCUGGCUGCGUUGGACUGCCUGCCCGGGGCAAGACACACGUGUCUCAUUCGCUCGAACGCUAUCUCAGAUGGCUUGGCGUGCGAACGGAAGUCUUCUCGCUCGGCGACUAUCGGCGAGAAGUCCUCGGCCCGUCUUCGAUGCUGCCGUCAGACUACUUCAGCGAUGCCGGCAAUCGUACGCCGGAAACAGAGAAGCUAAGGCUCAAGGUCAAGGAUGGCCUAGAGUCCGAGAUCAUGAAGUUCUUCGAGAUCAAACGAGGACAAGUCGCAAUUUAUGAUGCAAAUAAUGGCACGAAAGCGCAACGACAGAAUUUGCGAGCAAAAUUUGAGGCCAUUGGCGUCCAUAUCAUGUUCAUCGAAAUGGUUUGCGAACGCAAGGAAAUUAUCGAAGCGAACAUACGUGCAGUGAAGCUCUCCUCACCAGAUUACCGCGGAUGGAAUCCAGAUGCAGCCGUGAGAGACUAUUGGAGGCGCAUAGCAGACCACGAGAAGAAGUUCGAAACUAUCGAGCAACCGAGCUUUCCAUACGUCAAGGUCAUUAACGUUGGUGAAAGGAUCAUCGUGAAUAACAUCAGCGGCUACUUACAGUCCCGCAUCGUCUUCUUUCUAAUGAAUAUCCAUAAUCGGUUCCGUACAGUGUGGUUCGCUCGCUCCGGCAAGUCCGUCGUCGAGCACUCGUACAAGGCCGAUUCCGGGCUAUCGGAAGAAGGCGAAGAAUAUGCUGAGAAGCUCGCGAGCUUCAUCAUCCAGACACGUAAGCAGCUUCCCACGCUGCGUAGACAAGCGGGCGACACGAAGACCCAGCAGCGUGAUCUUACUGUCUGGACCUCAGCACGCAAGCGAUGCAUCGAGACGACGAUGCCGUUUCAGCAGCUUGGCUACCGCGUCGUUGCAAAGACACAGAUGAUAGAGAUCAAUCCUGGCGUCAUUGAUGGGCUAAGUCCUGAAGAAAUUCAGCAGAAAUACCCAGAAGAGCACAAGAAGUCACUUGAGACGCCAUAUGCGCAUCGCUAUCCUCGUGCAGAGAGCUUCCAUGACCUAAGCGUCCGACUGGAGCCUGUCAUCUUCGAGCUCGAAAGAGAGCCGAAUGACUUGCUUUGCAUAGGGCAUGCGUCAGUACUGCGUUGUCUUUUCGCAUAUCUCAAGGGUCUUGCGCCGCAAGACAUCCCCAAGAUCGACCUCAAGCGCGGCGAUGUCAUUGAGGUGACUCCAACGGCCUACGGUGUCAGCUCCAAGACGCAUCGCUUCUGGUCUGCCCGCGGCGAUCCUCUUACCAUUGGGGACGAGUCUUUCCAGUACGGCAGUCCGGCCAAGUCGCUUUUCAGUUUCGCGGAUCAGCGUGAGAAGCAGCAAGCGGCCGAUGACGACAUGACAGCACGGUAUGAGAAACUCGGCACGUCCGAGAAUGUAUCGACGCAAUGAGUAUGUACAAUCGAUUGCAUGACUAUACAACAACCAUAGAUCUUGCAGAAUCGUGUAUUGACGUCAGGCCGCGUCUGCCUCGACAUUGCUCGAGCUUGCUUGCGCUUUGCCUUUGGGUGCAGGACGAACGUCGGCUUGACAGAUCGGACAACGGCCGCUCGUGAGGAACCACGCAUCGACGCAUUCCUUAUGAAGGCAGUGUCCACAGGGUAGCAGGCGCAGCGGCUCAA